GCUCACCACCAGUUGAGAGGCAGCGGCUGGUGAUAAGGGAGAUAGCGUACUGGGCGCCCCGCCACAGCCUAGCGUCACAGUGACUGGCUAACACCAAGAUCAGCCCGUCACUGUGGUACAGCGAUUUGCCUUCUAGUUAAUAAUUCCAACCGGGAUACGUGGCGUAAAAGAACGUACUAAUGGAUGAAAAUUGAGUGAGGAAAGAUGGCGUGAGAACUCCUGUAAAAGCCGGAGGAGGAGGCGACCACUGCCUCAAUAACAUUAGUGUUGCUGGAGUGGUGGAGGGGAGAGGAGUGUCGCAGGUGACGCAGGGCUCUCGCCGACAAUAUGGGGCUACUGACGGAGGGAACGCCACUCACCUGGCCCAAGACCAAGGAGCACGCCCACCACGUCCGCAAGCACGGCAUCCUGCAGUUCCUCAACCAGUAUCACCAGCUCAAGGGUCGUCAAGGUGACUGUCUCAAAUGGGGAGAUGAGAUAGAAUACAUGAUCAUCAAACUGGACCAUAAGAACAGGAAGGCGCGGCUCAGUCUUCGGGGAUCAGAACUCCUCGAGGUCUUAAGGGAGGCCGAGGAGACCAAUCCCAAGGAGGUGCGGUCACUGUGGCGGCCGGAAUAUGCAGAAUACAUGGUGGAAGGCACCCCCGGACAGCCCUAUGGUUCUCUUGUCCAACACUUCAACAUCGUUGAGCACAACAUGAGCUUCCGUCGAAGUGAAGUACAGAGCUUAUUACAGCCCGACGAAGUGGUUCUCUCGCUCACCAACUUUCCUAGGAUGGGUUGUGAGGACUUUACCUACCCACCAUCUUGUCCUGAUCCAAAUUCUGGAGUUUCUCGAUCUCUAUUCUUCCCGGAAGCUGCCAUCACACAGAGUCAUCCACGCUUCAAAACAUUAACACGCAACAUUCGAGAGAGACGCAGAGAAAAAGUUGCAAUCAAUGUCCCUAUUUAUGUAGACCUUAAAACUCCAAGACCAUUUGUAGAAGAUUUAUCCCAAUAUGGAGAUGAUGGCAGUUCGGCAGCGGCAGCGAAGGAGGACCAUGUGUACAUGGAUGCCAUGGGCUUUGGAAUGGGUUGCUCAUGUCUGCAAAUGACCUUCCAGGCAUGUAAUAUCAAUGAAGCCCGGGUUCUCUAUGAUCACUUAACACCGCUCUGUCCUGUCAUGCUUGCUCUCACUGCUGCUUCACCAGUUUACCGAGGAUAUCUGACAGACAUCGACUGUAGAUGGGAUGUGAUUGCUGCCUCUGUAGACUGUCGCACUCGGGAAGAGCGUGGGUUGGAUCCUCUCAGAAACGACAGAUUUGUGAUACCCAAGUCUCGUUAUGACUCGGUGGACUGCUACCUCUCGGAGUGUGGUGCCAGGUAUAAUGAUAUCCCUGUGGUGUGUGAUAAGGAGAUCCGGCAGAAGCUCAUAGAUAGCAACGUGGAUGAGUACAUGGCUCAACACAUAUCACACCUCUUCAUUCGGGACUCCAUAUCCCUCUUCUCGGAGAGGAUUCAUCAAGAUGAUACAAGGGAAAUGGACCACUUUGAGAACAUUCAGAGCACUAACUGGCAAACAAUGCGAUUCAAGCUGCCACCAGUUAAUAGCAACAUAGGGUGGCGGGUGGAAUUUCGACCUUGUGAAGUUCAGUUAACAGACUUUGAAAAUGCUGCCUUUGGAGUGUUCAUCGUGCUGCUCACUCGUGCAAUACUUACAUUUAGACUUAAUAUGUUAAUUCCAAUAUCAAAGGUUGAUGAAAAUAUGAAGAACUGCCAGAAACGAAAUGCGGUACUGGAUCAGAAGCUGUGGUUUAGACGAGAAAUUUUCUCCCGCGAGUGUGACAAGGGUGAUGAUGCGUGUCAAAUGACUGUCAGCGAAAUUAUUAAUGGAAAGGGAGAAGAGUUCGUGGGAUUAAUCCCAUUGGUGCGUCAGUAUCUGGGAGCACUGGACCUGGAUGCGGACACAGCGUGUACUAUUGGCCAGUAUUUAAACUUUAUCAGUGCCCGAGCUGCUGGGACAGCAGUAACAACAGCUACCUGGAUAAGAAACUUCAUUACCUCGCAUGCAGAAUACAAACAGGAUUCUGUUGUGAGUGAUGGAAUUGCUUACGACCUGAUUAUUGCAGCUAGUGAUAUCACACAAGGGAAACAAGAGUGCAAAGAGUUGCUUGGUGGUACACCCAAAACUAAAACAUCAGAAGAUAUACCAAAGGCUAUGAAGAAGAUUAUUCAGAUGUCAUGCUUGGCACCACGCAAUGCCGAGUAACCACCUUCCACGUUCCCUUCCCCCUUAAUUAUCGUUAUAGCGUAAUGCAGAUGUCGGAUAACACACCAUAAAAAUGUAUGCAGUGGAAUAUAGAGAAUGAAGUGAUUGCUAAUAUUUAUUUAAUCUGCUUGGACAGUAUACAAAAUUACUUUUCAAAUUUGGGCUACAGAAUGUGAUAUUGAUGUUAAUGACAUUCAAUUGGGAUUAAUUUUACUUGGAUGGACAAGUCAUAAAAUGGGAACAACUUUUCUACUGCAUGUUAGUCAGCUUCCACCAAAUGGUCAUUUGGUGGUGGUGGAUGAAACUGGGACCAGAAGUAUUUUUAAAACCCAAAGAGCUUGCAGUUAUACCACAUAAAAUAAUAUUUUCAGUAUAUUAAUGAGUACUGCAUCACAAUUUUUUCCUAUUAAAAAUGUCAUUGAAUCUUUUCUGGGAGAGAGACUUCAUUGGCUCCCUGAAGAUAGCCAUCAUGGGGUCCACAAGAAAGGCAUUUUUGAUUAUAUUUCUUUGAAAUAUGUUUUUUUUUAAUCUGAGAAUUUUGUAAUUUAAGACAAUUGAAUGGUACUGUACUUAGUAAAUUUUAAAUACAGUACUGUAUGUAAAUAAUUACACAUGCUAAAAUAACUA
This is a messenger RNA of Procambarus clarkii (red swamp crayfish), 2874 nucleotides long. RefSeq names its product glutamate--cysteine ligase (gene Gclc). Gene Ontology annotation, cellular component: glutamate-cysteine ligase complex. Gene Ontology annotation, biological process: glutathione biosynthetic process. NCBI's taxonomy places the organism in Eukaryota, Metazoa, Arthropoda, Malacostraca, Decapoda, Cambaridae. The record is from RefSeq and is a predicted model, not a curated record. Gene Ontology annotation, molecular function: glutamate-cysteine ligase activity.